AUGAGAGAGAUCAUUAGUUUACACAUAGGACAAGCUGGUAUUCAGGUAGGGAAUUCAUGUUGGGAGCUCUAUUGCCUUGAACAUGGCAUUCAACCUGAUGGCAAGAUGCCUAGCGAAGCUUCGUCAACAGACGACUCAUUUGGUACAUUCUUCAGCGAAACCAGUUCUGGCAAGCAUGUGCCUAGAGCUGUAUUCGUGGACUUGGAGCCGUCGGUUAUCGGAGAGGUUAGGACGGGAAAAUAUCGGCAGCUAUUCCAUCCUGAGCAACUUAUAUCUGGCAAGGAGGAUGCAGCCAAUAACUUUGCAAGGGGACACUAUACAGUGGGCAGAGAGAUUGUGGAUGGAUGCCUUGAUCGAGUGAGGAAACUGGCCGAUAAUUGCACUGGUUUGCAAGGAUUUUUGGUAUUCAAUGCUGUUGGUGGUGGCACUGGUUCUGGGCUAGGAUCCUUGCUUCUAGAGCGCUUGUCUGUAGAAUAUGGGAAAAAGUCGAAAUUGGGCUUAAAUAUUUAUCCAUCCCCUCAGGUUUCAACUGCAGUUGUGGAGCCUUACAAUAGUGUCUUGUCUUCUCAUGCCCUCCUAGAACAUGCAGAUGUUGUAAUGCUCUUGGACAAUGAGGCAAUUUAUGAUAUUUGCAGAAGAGCCCUGAAAAUUGAAAGGCCAACUUACACGAACUUGAACCGUCUAAUAUCUCAAACUAUUUCAUCUCUGACCACCUCCUUAAGGUUUGAUGGAGCCAUAAAUGUAGACAUCACCGAGUUCCAAACUAACCUUGUACCUUAUCCUCGUAUACAUUUCAUGCUCUCUUCUUAUGCCCCGGUGAUCUCUGCUGAAAAAGCUUACCACGAGCAAGGUUCUGUUUCUGAAAUCACAAAUGAUGUGUUUGAACCUUCAAGUAUGAUGGCUAAAUGUGACCCUAGGCAAGGCAAGUAUAUGGCUUGCUGUUUGAUGUAUCGUGGAGAUGUUGUGCCGAAGGACGUUAACAGUGCUGUUGCUGCCAUUAAGACGAAAAGGACUGUUCAGUUUGUCGAUUGGUGCCCCACGGGAUUUAAAUGUGGGAUCAAUUACCAAGCUCCAACAAUGGUACCAGGGGGUGACCUUGCCAGUGUGAAGAGAGCAGUCUGCCUGAUAAGUAACAACACAGCUGUGGCCGAGGUGUUCUCUAGAAUCAACCACAAAUUCGAUCUCAUGUACUCUAAGAGGGCAUUUGUGCAUUGGUAUGUUGGUGAAGGCAUGGAGGAAGGUGAGUUCUCGGAAGCUCGUGAAGAUCUUGCUGCACUCGAGAAAGACUAUGAGGAAGUUGGGCAAGAAGGAGCUGAUGAAGAGGAAGCUGAAGAGUACUAG
Daucus carota subsp. sativus is the source of this 1341-nucleotide messenger RNA. Its product is annotated as tubulin alpha-3 chain. The transcript is spliced from 5 exons. Gene Ontology annotation, molecular function: GTP binding; structural constituent of cytoskeleton. NCBI's taxonomy places the organism in Eukaryota, Viridiplantae, Streptophyta, Magnoliopsida, Apiales, Apiaceae. Gene Ontology annotation, cellular component: cytoplasm; microtubule. The record is from RefSeq and is a predicted model, not a curated record. Bases 1 to 1341 code for a protein of 446 amino acids. Gene Ontology annotation, biological process: mitotic cell cycle; microtubule cytoskeleton organization.